CUUCGAUAUUUACUGCAAGCCGUACGCGAUCUUUUGGCGUUACGAAAGGCAGACUCCAGUCGGUCUGAGCGUAUGGGCAGAUCACCAUCUCUCGCUGAACACACUAGCAGAUACAACACCGACUCGCUAGACGAGCAUAGAAGUCCAGCUCAGGUUGGCAAUGAGGUUGAGGAGUCUGAGUUGGAGGUGAAGAGUACGGGUCGUGAAAUGGGCAAUCAGGUGGCGACAGAUAGCCAAGGCACCGGGUUCGGCCAGGGAAACUUUGCUGGUGAAGCAGCGUGGUAUCAGUGCAGGCCAAGAGCGGACGAGGUAGCCUCUGACGCCCACACUCCCUGUCACCUCCUGGCUGCUCAGGCUACGCUGGGCCCUACGAGCGCCUCAUCUGGUAGACCCGCAUUGCGGGCCAGCCACCCCAUCCCUAGGGCGCAUGGGGCGGGCAAGGAGGGCACCAGUCGUCAGAGUCUGGCGGCCAGCGACAGCGGCGCGCAGACCGGCCCUGGCAGCAGAGGCAGUAGCUGCCAGAGUCUGGAUCCCUUCGGCAGCGGAAGCCACUCUUCCAGACCGACCCUCCAGCCGAGCACUGACUCUGUCGAGCCCUCCGUCAGCAUCGGAGUCGGAACUGCCAAUUCAGUGGCCAUCAACUCUGCUGGCGUCGAGGCAGAAGCGGUCUUGAUAGCGACGGAAUGCGAUUGUCCGGCGCACCGACCGACUGCCUGGACAGGACAGAUGACCAACUGGAAGGUCCACCGGCUCAGCAUGGACGCCAAUCAGGUAGAAAUAAUACCGGGCAGCGCCGGAGAGCCUAGACGUGCCUCGUGCUCCUCUCAGACGGCGUCAUCACGCGAGGCCCAGCCUCUGCAGGUGGGCGGCCAUAAUGGCGCAGAGAGCGCCUCCGUACAGGACGGCGAAGUGAAAGGUUAG
This is a messenger RNA of Protopolystoma xenopodis, 921 nucleotides long. NCBI's taxonomy places the organism in Eukaryota, Metazoa, Platyhelminthes, Monogenea, Polystomatidea, Polystomatidae. The record is from the annotation of a GenBank genome assembly.